This is a messenger RNA of Schistocerca nitens (vagrant locust), 1473 nucleotides long. RefSeq names its product sialin-like. Gene Ontology annotation, biological process: transmembrane transport; monoatomic anion transport. The record is from RefSeq and is a predicted model, not a curated record. The transcript is spliced from 9 exons. Gene Ontology annotation, molecular function: transmembrane transporter activity. Bases 1 to 1473 code for a protein of 490 amino acids. Lineage: Eukaryota; Metazoa; Arthropoda; Insecta; Orthoptera; Acrididae.
AUGGCUCUCGUCAUCGCCAACAUAGCACCGCCAAAAUUAAGACGCCAAAAAACAUCUAUUAAAGAAUGGGACGGGCAUUUCAUCUGGGACAGACAGGAGCAAGGCGAGCUGCUGGCUGCCUACUACUAUGGUUACGCGGCGGGCCACAUCCCCGGGGGCGUGAUGGCCGACCGUUUCGGAGGUAAAAUCGUCUUCGGGCUCGGCAUCUUCAUCUCGUCCAUCCUCACAAUCCUGACUCCUGCGUCAGCGUGGGCUGGCUAUUACGUCCUUUUCGCCAACAGGAUCGGACAGGGAUUUAUUCUGGGCGGCGUUAUACCAGCCAUACAGACAGUUAUAUGUCGAUGGGCCCCUGACCACGAGAGAAGCAAGUUUUCCGUUAUCUAUGUUGGCGUGUUCGGAGGGACGCUGAUCUCGAUGGCGCUGACGGGCGCGCUGUGCGUGACGUCGGUGGGCUGGCCGCUGGCCUUCUACUUCUUCGGCGGAGUCGGCCUGCUGUGGUGCGUGCCCUGGUGCUUCUACGUCGCGGACUCCCCGGCCCAGCACAAGCACAUUGACCCAGCCGAGCGCUACUUCAUAGAGGCCAACAUAGAGUCCAGCGCCAAGAAAAAAUUGCCGAUUCCCUGGAAGAGUAUCUUGACGUCUCCAGUGCUGUGGGCCUUCGCUGCACUCUUUGUCACCUUGGACUGGACGUAUUACCUCCUGAUCACGUCGCUGCCACAAUACGUUGCCAACGUUCUGCACUUCAACAUAGAAAGUAAUGGGCUGCUGUCCGCCAUUCCACAAAUCGCCGCAGUGGUGGGGAGCCUGCUCUUCGGCUGGCUGGGCGACCCGUGGUUCCGGAAGGGCUGCAUAUCCAAGCUCAACGGGUUCCGCCUCAUAAACGGACUGAACACUCUGGUGCCGGCCGCCACGCUGAUCGUGGUGACUCUGGUGGACGACACGGCCGUGGUCGUGACCAUGCUGGCCAUCAGCGGCUUCUGCCUGUCCACCUACUGCGCCGCGCCCUACAUGAACAUGCAGACGACCUCGCCCAACUACUCUGGUACCAUGACCGGCAUCGUCAACAGCAUCGCCAACCUGACGGGCAUCGCAGUCCCUUACGUCGUCGGAGCCUUCACGAAUGCCGAUAGGACGCGAUCAGGAUGGGACGCGGUGUUCUACCUGUCAGCGGGCCUGGCUGUGGCGGGCUACACCAUCUACGCCACGUGCACCAGAGCUGAGGAGCAGCCAUGGAACACGCCCCCUCCAGACGAGCAACCCAAAGAAAACUGCGGAAGAGGAAUCGACAGCAUGAUCUUCGAUGGUGAUCAGAGAUCUCCUAGCUCUUCUAUUAAAGCCAACCAUGACACUGUAGAAAAUACCACGUCCUCUUCUAUUAAAGCGAACCAGCACACUGAAUACAGUACCACAUCCUCUCCUAGUAAAGCCAACCAGCACGCUGUAGACAAUACCACGUCUGUACCUGUUGUUUAG